ACAAAAAGAAAACGGUAAAACAUUAGCAAACCAGUAGAAAGCGAAGGUAGCUGGAAAGAAGGAAAAAGCAGAAAGAAAAACAACAACAACAACUACAACAACAAACAAAAAAGGAAGAGUACAUGUGAUCCUAGAAAACCAACCAAACGACACUAAACGGGGGAACUGGCUGGCUUCAAAGGCUGGCGCGUAUACGUCUCCAUACAACAUACAGCAUUCACUCAAUUAGAGAUAAAGAAAGAAAGAAAGAGAAAUAGACAGGACAGCCAGAGAGAUUCAUACGGACAUUUCAACUUUUUAUAUAUACCACGCGAACGUAUAUAUAUAUAUAUAUAUAUACAUAUAUAUAUAAACACACCACACGCGUAACACAUAUACAUGAAGCCAGACAUACACAUACUCAGACAGACGCGUGUGCAGGACACAUGAGAGAAAAUACGAACGACCUGAAGCUCGUAAGACUAUAAAAGACCAGUCAUCAAUAUAUUUAUUUCUCAAUAUCUAUCAAUCGAUAUAUAAUAUAUAUAUAUAUUAUAUAUUAUAUAUAUUUUCAUAUGCAUAGAUAGAUUUACCAAGCUUGGCAGGUCCCCUCACUUUGACGACCUCCGUUUUGUUCAGCCGUGGCGUGACUGCACUAGCAGAACAACGUCAGUGCGAGCGGCUAUGUUUCCAUGACAACUGCUUCCAAGAAUGGUGAAGACAUUCCAAGCCUACUUACCGCCCAAGUGCCAUCGCACAUACAGCUGUGUGCAUUGCCGUGCACAUCUUGCUAACCAUGAUGAACUCAUUUCCAAGUCUUUCCAAGGAAGUUUAGGACGUGCCUACCUCUUCAACUCUGUUGUCAAUGUUGGGUGUGGCCCUGCUGAAGAGCGUGUCCUCCUUACAGGUCUUCAUGCAGUUGCAGAUAUCUACUGUGAAUGCUGUAAAACCACCCUUGGGUGGAAAUAUGAACAUGCCUUUGAAACGAGCCAAAAAUACAAAGAAGGCAAGUUCAUUAUUGAGUUGGCCCACAUGAUUAAAGACAAUGGCUGGGAGUGAAGUUAGACAUUUCUGAUGGGCACGGCAGAGGUGAUGCAUGGCUUGUUCCUCUGCCAAACCACUACAGCAGGAACUUUUUGAAGGAGAGGAAGGAAGAGGGAGGGGAGAAAAAAAAAAUUUUUCAUACCACCACUCCUAAAAAAAAAAAAAAAAAAAUUAUUUAAACGAUAUAUAAAAUAAAUAAAUAAAUAAAUAAAUAAAUAAGAGUGACAGAAAGAAAGAAAGAAAGAAAAGAAAACGGAAUCCAUUUGCUAAUUAUUCUGUUUUUAAUUGCUUGUUUUUUUUUUCUCUCUUUUCUCAUCUUUCUUUUCCCCAUCAUUUCAUUACAGUCUCUUCUCUCUCUCUCCUCAUCUCUAUUCAUAUCUUGUCUGUCUGUUUGUCUUUCUCUCUCUCUCUCUCUCUCUCUCUCUCUCUUGUUUUUUUUCCUUUCACUCUUUGUCUAUAUAUAUAUAUAUAUAUAUGUCUUUCUCUCUGUGUCUUUCAUGUGUACAUCACACACUCACACACAUAUAACGGACAUGCAUGCUUGCCCAUACCUCCCAAUGCAUUUUAUUGCAACCAACAGUCCCUUUCUCAAAGCUUCUGUUCUUUCUUUUCUCCCCUUUUCUUUUUUCCCCUUUCUCUUGCUUUCAUGACCCUUUAUGUUGUCCCCAAACAGAAGCUUAAUUGCUUUCAAUUUAUUAUUCUUAUUAUCAUCAUUAUUAUUAUUAUAGUGCUCAAUAAAAUGAGUACCAGUAAACUACUGGGGGGUGGCCAAUAUACACCCUCCCACCUUCUCCUUCCCCUCCCCAAUUUUCUUUUUGUUUUGGCUUUGUGCCAAAGUUCUUCAAUGUCCAUUUCUUUGUUACUACCACAACAACUACUACUACUACUAUUUAUAUGUAAUCAUCAGCUGUUUAUGCCUUAUUUGUAAUUGGGGUUACAUACUACAUCCAGCGUCACACCACAAUGCACCUCACCACUCCAUAUCGUGCCACAGCAGCACACCACACCACAACACAACCACACGACAACACACCAUUUCACCAUCACUUUUGUCCUCAUCUCACUGCUUUCGUGUCACCAUCAAACACAUACAACCUCACACACACACACACCACACACACUGUUACUACUACAUCAAACUAUCAGCCCCUCCUCUCUCUCUCUCUUUGAACAACUUCUCUCACAAACCACCAACGACAUCACAUCGUCAGCAUCAAAACACACAGCAAAAGCGAAA
Octopus sinensis (East Asian common octopus) is the source of this 2260-nucleotide messenger RNA. Its product is annotated as protein yippee-like 1. Bases 691 to 1038 code for a protein of 115 amino acids. NCBI's taxonomy places the organism in Eukaryota, Metazoa, Mollusca, Cephalopoda, Octopoda, Octopodidae. The transcript has 5 exons. The record is from RefSeq and is a predicted model, not a curated record.